This is a messenger RNA of Penicillium verrucosum, 702 nucleotides long. RefSeq names its product beta-galactosidase small subunit. The coding region runs from base 1 to 702 and encodes 233 amino acids. The transcript has a single exon. Gene Ontology annotation, molecular function: carbohydrate binding; beta-galactosidase activity. Lineage: Eukaryota; Fungi; Ascomycota; Eurotiomycetes; Eurotiales; Aspergillaceae. Gene Ontology annotation, cellular component: beta-galactosidase complex. The record is from RefSeq and is a predicted model, not a curated record. Gene Ontology annotation, biological process: lactose catabolic process.
AUGAGCGCCUACUAUCUCAACAACCUACAACAACGGGUGAUCUCCGUCUUUUUGCGGCACCCAGAUACAAGCAGUGUCGAUAUUACCGUUGAGGCCUACAUCAGAGCUGUCAUCCGAGACUGGGGAUUUACGAGCACCAUUGCCUACACAAUUCAUGGAGAUGGUACAGUUGUAAUUUCUCACAAUGUUCGUCCCGGCGGCUAUCAGCCGACCAUACUACCUCAGAUAGGUCUUGAUGUGCAGCUACCCUCCGAUUUCGGAGCGGUGAAUUGGUUUGGCUGUGGACCUGAUGAAUCCUAUGCUGAUAAGCGCAACUCCAAAAAGCUCGGCUUACAUAGCCGGACUCCAGAUAGUCUCUUCACAUCUUAUGAGUAUCCACAGGAGAAUGGAAAUCGCGCGGGCACACGCUGGCUUCAGCUCACGAACAGCCAGGGUGUUGGCUUCGUGGUGACGCGAGUAGAUGAGGCCGCGAAGACAGGGGAUGAGUUUGACUUUGCGGCACUGCAUUACACUGCAGAAGAUAUCACCAAUGCGGCUCAUCCGACAGACUUGAAGAAGAGGGAAGACGUCUUCCUUCGGUUAGAUGCUGCACACGCAGGAUUGGGAACUGCGCGGUGUGGCCCUGCUACCCUGAAGAAAUACCAGGUUCCUUGUAAGGAGACUAGCUUUGCGUUUUCUUUUACUCCGCAGGUCCCUCUUUGA